ACGCUGGAGCCCACACCGGAGCCUAUCCUGGAUCAUACACAACUUGAAGUGCGCAAAGCCUACCGUGGCUAUGGUCUGGGUCCAGCAGCACCUGCGGAAAGCCUUCCCUUCCCUACCAAUGCGCAUUUAACUCUCGUCGAGCUCGUUACAUUCUUACCUAACAGCAUUCGAUGUGCCGACGUCAUAUACCGCUUGAUAUCCAACGGCGGAACCCGCCAGGCCCUUUGGGCUAUCGUGAACACACAACGCGACCUUCCGGUGGAACUCAGUCAGAACUGUUGCGGAGCCUGGAUGUAUAAAUCGAUGAAAAAAGCAGGAUACAACGGCUGGACAAUAAAAACACACGAUAGAUUCCACAGUGGGAGGAAAGCGACAUGGGAGGAAUCCAGAUUAGAUGUCAACUUUCGAAUUCCCAGACAACGCAAACGAGAGAGUACCCAGGUGCCCGAUAUACCGUUCAAAGCCCUGGCGGUGGAUGUGAGGAUUAUGCCACAGGGCGACGAUGCUCUGGACCUAACGCGCAUGGUGCAAUACUGCAUUCAGGAGCCGAGUAAUCCGUGGAUGUACCCGCGCGACUAUGAUGCGCUACUUGGUGUGCUCGGUGGUCCGGCUGCGGUGCAGAAAGAGCAUUCCGACCGUGCUGCAUUUGGGCGGUGGGCUGGAGUUAUGCCACCACCGCCUCGUUAUAGAGCCCCGGAUUAUCUUUUGACUUCGCAAGAAGAGCCAGAGCCAGAGAAGAAGAGGAAGAGGAUGGAUAGCUUGAGAGGGAACAUACCGGUGAUGAGCGUUCUGUCAAGGGAAGAAGUACCGGCACUGAAAGUACGGUCGAGGCAGACAACACCUGCAAUUCCUGUUCAGCCGAAGAGGAGAGGAUGGCCGAAAAGCAGGCCAAGAAAGAGUAAUAUCGAGGAGGGAGCAACGCCACAGCCUGGAGACAUGGAGGAGACCACAGAUCAGCCGUACAUUCGCGACGCAGCAGAGUAUAUCGCGUCGCCGAGCGACGGUGCAGAACCGGUAGACGAGCAGGUGAAUCUUGCGUUCCUCAAAGAAGGCUCUAGAGGACAGAGUGAUCCGUUCAGUCCGUAUGCUUUUGGCGGCCCGCGCUGCUCGCCACCUUUCCGAUUGCUACACCAUAUUGCCCAGCCUGAUCCACAGGAUAGCAGCGGGUGGGCAGAGAACCUGCGAUGGGCAUAUGAGCAGUGCGCAUGCUUCUGGUACAGCUUCCGCACCGAUACGUGGAACGAGAGUCCCGAGCAUAUGGAGUUCAUCGCCAAGACACGGAAGGAGCAGCUCUGGGCUUCUGAGGAGCUGCUGGAGCUGCUG
This is a messenger RNA of Cucurbitaria berberidis CBS 394.84, 1323 nucleotides long. RefSeq lists its product as uncharacterized. The transcript has a single exon. The annotation marks the transcript as partial. The record is from RefSeq and is a predicted model, not a curated record. NCBI's taxonomy places the organism in Eukaryota, Fungi, Ascomycota, Dothideomycetes, Pleosporales, Cucurbitariaceae.